GCCUCAUCUACCACCAUGUAUUCAAGUAAGCCAAAAUAUUCCCAAACCGGAAAGAGCAAAUCCACCCACGCAUUAUUUUCGAGUUCAAUUGAUCUAAGAGUAAUGGGUUUUCAAAGGGAACGAAGGGUUGACAAAAGCGUCGGCGGUCAACAUCAGAACUUCAGGUUGGCAUUCCGCCAGCAAAAGGGGAAGCGACUUUUUAACACACGUCUCCCCCAUCCUCCACCCACACCACCGCUCACCUUGCCCCUGAUCAAAGACAAAGAACCUCCCCUUGCAGCAGUAGGCCCGUCCACCGAUGACCACCGACAUCAUCCCAUCACCACCAUGGAGUGAUUCGGCCCCUCUUCUUUUCUGUCCUCCAUCUCCUCUAGCGAAAUCACGGCAACGAUAACAACCAGGGAUGUGGAGAUAUGGAAGGUUUCGAAUGGGGAAGGCAUGUAUGGUUAUAUUGGCUAUGAGGCUGCCCUUUUUUAUGGCACUUAAAAAAUGCUUUUUGAAAAACUGGUGAUUCUACAUUCCAAUAAUUGCAUAUUGUGGUUCAACGUGAAAUUGAGUACUUGCAAUGCUCCAAGGGUAAUCAAGAAGCUAUUGGCUUUGGUGGUGUGCUUAUGGAUGACAAAGGAGCAAGGAAUUCAGGAGUGCAUACUCGGACAAGGAGAGACUCAAGUAGAAAUGGAGAUGGAUUUGCUGCAAGUAGUGAAUCUAACCAAAGAAAAUCCAACUCCUCAUCGCCCUCAUAGGAAUCUGAUUGAGAAUUGUCAAAUUUGUAGUAAGAGCUCUAUGAAUCACACUCCACAAGAGGGGAACAAAUUAAUUAAGUGACUGAUGUUCUGGAUUAUGUUGGCGAGACUCAAUGGUGGUGUUAAUAUGAAACACUCAAUUGUGAUUUCCAAAAGGGAAAUCUUCUUGCAGCUAACAUUGUAGCGGCUGAAUGUGAGAGGCAAUGCGGCCUUUAUGCGGUUCCUGUCAU
Rhododendron vialii is the source of this 973-nucleotide messenger RNA. RefSeq lists its product as uncharacterized. NCBI's taxonomy places the organism in Eukaryota, Viridiplantae, Streptophyta, Magnoliopsida, Ericales, Ericaceae. The record is from RefSeq and is a predicted model, not a curated record. The transcript is spliced from 4 exons. The coding region runs from base 16 to 336 and encodes 106 amino acids.